CUAAUUUCAUGGUCAUAACAGCCUCGGAACGGAUUCUACCAAAACCGAAAACACGAGGCUCCAUGCUCAGCAGCCCUGUGACGCCAGGAGAGGCCAAUGCCCCCUCCUCGGCCAUUGUCUAGCAUAAGAAGGCAGUCUCUGGGCGACAUUCUUCUCAAGCAGGUGGCCCAUCUGCUGCUGAGCCCUCUGCGGGCGCGGGGAGCCAGUCCGUACCUCGCCGGCUGUCACUGACCAUGACCAUGACCCUUCACACCAAAGCCUCGGGAAUGGCCUUGCUGCACCAGAUCCAAGGGAACGAGCUGGAGCCCCUCAACCGCCCGCAGCUCAAGAUGCCCAUAGAGAGGGCCCUGGGCGAGGUGUACGUGGACAACAGCAAGCCCGCUGUGUUCAACUACCCCGAGGGCGCCGCCUACGAGUUCAACGCCGCCGCUGCCGCUGCCGCCGCCUCCGCUCCGGUCUACGGUCAGUCGGGCAUCGCCUACGGCCCCGGGUCCGAGGCGGCCGCCUUCGGUGCCAACAGCCUGGGGGCUUUCCCCCAGCUCAACAGCGUGUCGCCCAGCCCGCUGAUGUUGCUGCACCCGCCGCCGCAGCUGUCGCCUUUCCUGCACCCGCACGGCCAGCAGGUGCCCUACUACCUGGAGAACGAGCCCAGCGCCUACGCUAUGCGCGACACCGGCCCUCCCGCCUUCUACAGGUCCAAUUCUGACAAUCGACGCCAGAAUGGCCGAGAGAGACUAUCCAGCAGCAACGAGAAAGGAAAUAUGAUCAUGGAGUCUGCCAAGGAGACUCGCUACUGUGCUGUGUGCAAUGACUAUGCCUCUGGCUACCAUUAUGGGGUCUGGUCCUGCGAAGGCUGCAAGGCUUUCUUUAAGAGAAGCAUUCAAGGACACAAUGACUACAUGUGUCCAGCUACAAACCAAUGCACCAUUGACAAGAACCGGAGGAAGAGUUGCCAGGCCUGCCGGCUGCGCAAGUGUUAUGAAGUGGGCAUGAUGAAAGGCGGGAUACGGAAAGACCGCCGAGGAGGGAGAAUGUUGAAGCACAAGCGUCAGAGAGAUGACCUGGAAGGCCGAAAUGAAAUGGGCGCUUCAGGAGACAUGAGGGCCGCCAACCUUUGGCCAAGCCCUCUUGUGAUUAAGCACACUAAGAAGAAUAGCCCUGCUUUGUCCUUGACAGCUGACCAGAUGGUCAGUGCCUUGUUAGAUGCUGAACCGCCCUUGAUCUAUUCUGAAUAUGAUCCUUCUAGACCUUUCAGUGAAGCCUCAAUGAUGGGCUUAUUGACCAACCUCGCAGACAGGGAGCUGGUUCAUAUGAUCAACUGGGCAAAGAGAGUGCCAGGCUUUGGGGACUUGAAUCUCCAUGAUCAGGUCCACCUUCUCGAGUGUGCCUGGCUGGAGAUUCUGAUGAUUGGUCUCGUCUGGCGCUCCAUGGAACACCCAGGGAAGCUCCUGUUUGCUCCUAACUUGCUCCUGGACAGGAAUCAAGGUAAAUGUGUGGAAGGCAUGGUGGAGAUCUUUGACAUGUUGCUGGCGACAUCGAGUCGGUUCCGCAUGAUGAACCUGCAGGGAGAAGAGUUUGUGUGCCUCAAAUCAAUCAUUUUGCUUAAUUCUGGAGUAUACACAUUUCUGUCCAGCACCUUGAAGUCUCUGGAAGAGAAGGACCACAUCCACCGUGUCCUGGACAAGAUUACAGACACUUUGAUCCACCUGAUGGCCAAAGCUGGCCUGACUCUGCAGCAGCAGCAUCGUCGCCUGGCCCAGCUCCUCCUCAUUCUUUCCCAUAUCCGGCACAUGAGUAACAAAGGCAUGGAGCAUCUCUACAACAUGAAAUGCAAGAACGUUGUGCCUCUCUAUGACCUGCUGCUGGAGAUGCUGGAUGCUCACCGCCUUCAUGCCCCAGCCAGUCGCAUGGGAGUGCCCCAAGAGGAUCCCAGCCAGAGCCAGCUGACCACCACCAGCUCCACUUCAACACAUUCCUUACAAACCUACUACAUCCCCCCGGAAGCAGAGGGCUUCCCCAACACGAUCUGAGAGCUCCCAGGCUCCCCUCAAGGUUCUGCGAAUCCCUGCAACAUUUUACCCAUGUCAUGUAUGACUUUAGCAGAAUUCUGUCUCCUGCAUACACUCUGGCAUGCAUCUACCACCAGUGGCUUUCUAGUAUGAGUGGCCAAUUAUUUGCUUGCUCAGUUCUUAGUGGCAUAUCUUCUGUUGGGAACAGCCAAAAGGGAUUCCAGGACUAAAUCUUGGUAACAGCUCUCUUUUUCCCUUUGCUACAUCACUAUGAGGAUUCCUAUAGUCUUCAGUCUUCAUGAAUGAAUUGAGGUAACUGCAUUGAAGCUACUUGUUGAGACCCAAGCCUAGAGAGUAAACGUUUCACCUCUGAUAAGCACUUCAUAAUGGCUCCAAGAGUAAGCCUCAGCAAAGACUUCAGAGUGGCUCCUUUAGUUGAAGCCAUUGAGAAAGCUAUCUCAUGAGUUCCUUACAGCACCCUCUUGCAUUCCUAUAGCAGCACGGGACUUCAUUAAAGGGAAAUCUUGAGCCCAUAUAGAAAUACACAAGACACACAGUAAAGGAAGAAUUCCCCAGUUGUCAAGACCAUGUCAACUUAACACAGUCCACCUUUUGACUUCUAAAUGUGUCAGCUGCAGAGCACUAUACAUACAUUGUGGGCUCUAGACAAUUCUUACUUCCCAUGACUUGUGGGAACCAGAAAGUCAAUUUCAGUUAACACCCUGGAAUGAAUUAGUCUCCUUCAUGAGGGCUGUAGGGUGUGUUGAUUUUAAUUUGAUUUUCAUUUUAUAAUAGCCUUCUGCCCCUGGGGCUUGCAGCAAAGGCAAGCCUGUUCCAGGGAAUCUAACAUUCUUCAGCACAAGAUGCUAGCCUUGUCUCUUCUCUGAUGUGAAUUACCCUCAAUUGUUACCAUGUAGAUUGACCAAGGGCAGUCACAAUGAACCUGCAAGCUGGUGAUAAGUUUUUGGUUUGUUUAGUUUUAUUCUUGGGGGCAGGGAGGAAAUAAUACAUGGGCAAUGUCUGUGACUCACAGGAGUCUGAACAAGAAGGAACAUAAGGGAGAAAAGUGGAGAAUGACCUGGCCAGGGUAGCAGCUUCCUAGGGGUGAACCUCACAGGUCCCACAAUGCACAGUGAGACUGCUCUGGGAUCCAUGGCCUGGCUUCACUUACAUUUCAGGUAUGAUCCUGAUUGGAAGAGGUGACAGCAGAUACCUGUAUUCCUGUAGAUGCUCUAAGAACUUGGGGAGAGACAUGGGGGUAAGAUCUUGGAGCACUCAUGACUCAAGCUGUUGAGAAGUUGCUCAGACUAGACUGUGCUUGAUUAUUCAGAACUCAUCCAAAAACCAGCUAGUGAGGUCUUGGGGUGAAAAAUUCCUUCCUCAACACAGUUCAUGUUCUUAAGUUUUGUAAACCAGAGAGGAUGAAUGACCAGAAUUGGGUCAUGAGAGUCCUUUGAAGAAGGGGAUUAAAAAGAAAGGCUUACUCUAGCCACAGCCACUCAAGGCCUCUGGGAUCUUGGUCUCUCUAGUACAAUUAAGGAACACUUCCUUUUCCUAACUAAGAUGAAAGUUCGAUUUCCAUCCCUGACUUCAUGAUCUAUAAUUUGAACUCCAUUGAGAUGUGAUGGGUUAGCCAAAAACCUGGGUGAAUGGUUAGGCUUCUCUUGGUCUGUCCAAUUUGGAAUGGUGGGUUCCAUUAAUUUCUGCUCUCCCAGUUAACUUACUAUCAAAGAUGUGGAAACUGGGAGAGCCAAUUUUUCUUCUUCUUUUUUUUUUAAUUUCUCAUACUUGUUCAGAAAAUUCUAGGACAAUUUUAUGUAUCUGCUUUAAGACCAUGUUUAAGAACCCAACUCUUUUGUUUGUGUUUAAGAAGCACCUUAUAUAGUAUAAUAUAUAUUUUUGUUGAAAUUUAAUUGCUUGUUUAUCAGACAAUUGAAUGUAAUAGUUCUGUUCUGAGUUUUAAUUUGAUUGGGUUAACAUUGCAAAAACCAAGGGGAAAAUAUUUAGUUGUUUUUUUUUUUUUUGUAGACUUUUCAAACUACUGUGUCAUGUAUGCAGUUAUUAAUGCUUAAAGCCUGGUGAUUUUCAUUUAAGUGAAGAUCACAUUUCAUAUCAACUUUUGUAUCCACAGUAGACAAAAUAGCACUAAUCCGCAUGCCUAUUGUUGGAUGUUGAAUGACAGACAAUCUUAUGUAGCAGAGAUUAUGCCUGAGAAGGAAAAUUAUUCAGGGCAGCUAAUUUUGCUUUUACCAAAAUAUCAGUAGUAAUAUUUUUGGACAGUAGCUAAUGGGUCAGUGGGUUCUUUUUAAUGUUUAUACUGAGAUUUUUCUUUUACAAAAAUAAAAACAAAAAUAAAAAAAAACCUUCUAGGACUUUAGAUGAUGUAAUACCAGCUAAAUCCAAACAAUACUCUAGUGGAGGGUUUUACAUUAUCCCAUCUACUGUGUUUGUAUUCAUGUUAUGAUAGUAAGUUUGAAAUGGGCAGAGAACAUCAGACAGCUGAAGUGUUAGCCCACAAGUUUCAAACAAUGUUUGGAAAUCUCUUUUUACCCUAUCUGAAGUGCCAAUUUUGAGCAGCUGACAUCUUUCAGCUGCUAUCCUGUUGGGGUAUUGGGGACAUGCUAGAGAGGCAUACUUGUACUUUCCCCUCACCUGGAGAUAAUUUAAAAUUUGAAUGUCAUAAUCUACCCAAAGAGUCAGCAUGAGGUGGGUAGGGAAAUGUGGGAAUUUGAAUAACAGGUGGGGAAAUGGGAAUAAAGAGUAUGGAAAUUAUUCUGGCACCCUGAAUAUGCCCCAGGUUUCAGAAUUUCACUUCUGUCUGCACUGUAAUAAAGUAAUAGUAGCUCUACUGGCAGCCGUUUCCAAAAUGGCAGCUUGAGUUCCAAGGAAGAGUGUAGCAGCAGCAGUGAAAUCCAAAGAAAAAUCCAGCAUGGGGUCUGCCUAAGUUUCUUUUAGCCAUUGCUUAACUUACCGAUUUGAUUCUGGUCAUCCAAAGAAAAGACCCUAUUAAUGUAGGUGACGAAGUCUAGACCCCAAGGAAGUUGUGUCUUUGACAGACUUCCCUGGUAACAUUGAAGAUAUGAUUUUCGAUGCCAUAACUUAUGCCUUUGGGGCUGAACAAAUAAGCGACUUGCUGAUAAUUUCUCUUUAAUCACAUUGUGGUGUCCAUCCUUCAUUGAAAGGUCAUUGACUCCAGCCAUUGGUUGGGAGUUACCCAUACACAUACACCUGCAUGAAGUUGAUUAUAAAUCUCUUCCUAUUCAUACUUUGCAUCUCUGAGAUUUACUGUGGAUACUGAGAAUGAUCACUAGGACCAUAGUAAUGUCUAAUUUUCACAGCCAGACCUACUUGGGGAACCUAAGUCUUUUAAAGGCAAAUAGAGUCAUACAGUAGUGCAUAAAGCAACUAUGAUUCUCUUUGGUACAGAUCUUGGGAGUCUGAUCCAGCUUACACUGCACACUUCCUAGAUUAACUCUAUGAAAAUUUACUCUCUUUCAACUGGAGCAAACACAUUUAACUGUGGUCCUAAAUAUCCAUCUUUUCAUUAGUGUGAAUAUGCUCUACUUCUAGCUUCAUAACUUAUCCAUUUAAAUUAAAGUGUAGUCUCUUUUAAAGUCCUUUAGACUUGCUUUCUAGGUGAUUUCUGUCUCAAUUAUGGCACUGUCUCAAUUUUGCACUGUUUCAGAAACUUAAGAGAAAUUUUUAUUUGCUUUUUUCCCCUUUCUUUUACAUCCGAAUGUGCCUGAACUUUUUCAAAUAUGUAAAUGCUGCCAUGUUCCAAACCCAUCUUUAGUGUCUUUGUAUGGAGCUGUGCACCCUGGAAAUAACAUACAGUCCCAUGAGUAGGUGCCUAAGACAUGGACCCCUUUGUAGUCACAGAGAGGUCAUUGGUCGCCAAGACUUGAAUUAAUAAGUGACAUUAUGCCAGUUUAUGUUCUUUCACAGCUUACAAACAAUGUUUUUUGUGCACUACAUAUUCUUCAGUGUAGAGUUCUUGUUUUUUUGAGGAAAGGCACAGAUGCCCAAUUGUGUGUGGUGGAUUACUACAUUCUUCUGAUGCAUACUACUAUUGAUGGGAUCCCGUUUCAUUGCAGCUUUGCUUUGUUUAAUGAAACACACUUGUAUGCCUCUUUUGCACCUUGAAACAGUAACAAAUUCAGUGGGAUGCUCAAGCACCUGUAAACCAUCUUCUCAACAUAUUUGAUGUUCAAAUAAAAAUAAAAUAAAGGCAAUA
Molecule: messenger RNA, 6243 nt
Organism: Mastomys coucha (southern multimammate mouse)
Lineage: Eukaryota; Metazoa; Chordata; Mammalia; Rodentia; Muridae
Gene: Esr1
Product: estrogen receptor 1
Exons: 9
Coding region: 234-2030 (598 amino acids)
Biological process (GO): regulation of DNA-templated transcription; steroid hormone receptor signaling pathway
Cellular component (GO): nucleus
Molecular function (GO): DNA-binding transcription factor activity; nuclear estrogen receptor activity; zinc ion binding
Source: RefSeq, a predicted model, not a curated record